Molecule: messenger RNA, 1822 nt
Organism: Rhipicephalus microplus (southern cattle tick)
Lineage: Eukaryota; Metazoa; Arthropoda; Arachnida; Ixodida; Ixodidae
Product: WD repeat-containing protein 17-like
Molecular function (GO): protein binding
Source: RefSeq, a predicted model, not a curated record
CCUCUCGGGAGGGGCAAGGAGUUACUGUGUGGCUCGGCAGCCAGGCAGCUGAAGAACUGCUACAAGUCGUCUCUAGACGAAGCUGCUCUAAGGGCCUGGUCCAGCUUCUUUUGUGAUCCGCCGGGAGUUGGCAACCUUUGGGAUCUACUAAGCAUAGUCACAAAAGGAGAAAAUGCCCAAGUUUCCGAGGCGUACCAGGAUUCACAAGCUGCUUCAUCGCAGUCAUCUAGUCAAGAUAAAAGCCUCCAAGGCGCAUGAGUUGGAGCUCGUCACAGCGACCCGCUUCGGCGGCACGGGUGUCGGUGGACCAAGCCGGGAACAGUCCCUCCGGCAGGCGGCGCAGCUGUAUCUGUCCACGGGAAACCUGCGCAAGUACUGCGAGAUCCUCACCGAACUUGGAGCGUGGAACGAGGCCCUCUCCUUAGCACCGGGAGUAUCUUACCAGUAUUGGCGCCACCUAACGAAGAGAAGGUGCGAUUUCCUUGUGAAGGAAGACCGGACAGAGGCCGUAGGACUAAUGCUGGCGCUAGGAAACGUACCGGAUCUCACCGCAUUUCUCAGAGCCAGGGGACAGGCCGACAGCGCUUACGUUCUAGCGCUGGCCACGCGACAGGCACCAGGCUACGGAAUCAGCCGAGAGGACAAGUCUCCGGGAAGCCCUACGAAAUCUGCCGGCUGUUCUGAAAAGCUUGUACAGGAAUGCACUCAAGAAAUGUCGGAGAAGUACCUUUUGGAAGGAAAGCCUACCCUGGCGGCCUGCUGUUACUUGACUGUCAAUGACGUCCGGGGUGCCCUGCGGGCCUUAAUGCGCGGAAACCAACUCGAACUGGCGCUCAGUGUCAUCUUGCAUUCGGGCUGCGAAGAUCCUGCGAAGGCUGCGUCACUCUGUUCCUGGCUGGCCUGGAGGUGUUCUCACACUGGAAACUGGGAAUUGGCCAUGGACCUGCUAGGUCUGUGCAAAGACGCGCAGGCGGAGAGAAUCGAAAUCCUCGCCGGCUGUGGAUGUUCCUUGGCCGAGAGGAACGCUCUUCACGAGAAGGUUUCUCUGCCUUCUGUCGAGGAGUGUACAUCGCUAGCACGUCAACACAACGAAGAUGGUGACAGCAUGGCAGCCGUUCAGUACUACCUUAUCUCAGAAACCCAAUCCGAGGCUCUAAUCGUUGGAUUGAGCUACGUUAAGGAGCAAAUAUCGUCUAGGCGGUGGACGCUCGACUCCCUUUGGAGGCCAGUGCGUUGGAUGCAAUGUCUACAUCCAAGGAUAUUGUCCCAAGAAAAAAACGACGAGUUCUACAAGGAGCUCAGGUUCUUUUCUGCGUACGUCGGUGCGCUGAAAGCUCUUCGUGAUGGUUACUGGGCGGUCGUGGCACCUCUCUUGGCCCACGCCAGGGACUUGCUCAGGAAAAAUAAGUUACUGGAGCUGUUAUUAGAAAACGAAGUGCUGUUGGACGACAGCGAAGCAAUGCCCACCAGCACCGACGCAAAGAAUAGCAUACUACAAAACCGGGCGUUUAACAGUGACCGUUUGAGUGAGAAAUUGGGAGGCAAACUUUCGGAGGACGGAGAAUUCGGAGAGGUUUAUGUCGCCGGCUGCAAUCUGCCCAGGCAUUCCGAUCAACGUCGCUCCAUCUUCACUGGAAAGCAUAUUCAGGGCCCUGUAUAUUACCUGGAUGAAACUGAGACGACCGUAUCUCUAAGCGAAGCCAUCAUGUGGGCCAGGGUCAACCUCCUGUCCGCACCAAGAGCAUACAAUCGGGUCAUCCCGUUUUGACUCUUGACACUAAUAUUGUUGUUUGAAAAUUAAUAAAACUAAUAUUGUUGUUUA